Caenorhabditis briggsae is the source of this 5460-nucleotide messenger RNA. It is a transcript of the gene Cbr-gei-8, whose product is annotated as Protein CBR-GEI-8. The transcript has 19 exons. Bases 1 to 5460 code for a protein of 1819 amino acids. NCBI's taxonomy places the organism in Eukaryota, Metazoa, Nematoda, Chromadorea, Rhabditida, Rhabditidae. The record is from RefSeq and is a predicted model, not a curated record. Gene Ontology annotation, biological process: regulation of transcription by RNA polymerase II.
AUGGAAAGCUUCAAACAACUUGCUCGAGAAUAUGAUGAAAACUUCGCAACAUUUCAAAAUGAGAUCAAGGAAUGGGAAGAAACACCAGAGCGAAUGGAAUAUGUCGAAUUCCACAGAGUUCAGGCUGAACAAGAAUUUCCGGAACUCAAAAAAGAAAGAGAGGAUCGAGAAAGAUGGGAUCGUGCGGAGCGGAUACGUGGAGACGACGAGAAACACAUGAGAAUCAAACAUCAUGCAGAUGAGAAAAUACGACUGGGUGUGGCUACAUUACCUCGUCUUUUAACUGAGCAAGAACGAAAAUUAGAUGUGUUUGUUGAACGGCCCGGUUCUAUCAUAACAAAUAUGAAGGAGGUUCAUCGGGAUUCGAUUACAAGACGCCUUCAUGAGUGGACUCCAGAAGAACGAGCACUGUUCAAGGGGAGGCAAUCAGAGCAUGUGAAAAUCUUUCAUGGUCUCCAGGAGUUUUUCGUCGACAAAACCGCCUCAGAUCUUGUGACAUACUACUAUAUGAAUAAAAAGACAGAGAAUUUCAAGAAGGAUUUCAAAGUAAAGAAACGACCUACAAGGUACAAAGUGGCACCGUUUCCAUCUGCUGAAGAACUAGCCUACUGUCGAAUGAUGCCUCCAUUGAAUUAUAGAGCGUAUCCAAAAAACUCUUUAAUGUGCUACUUCUGUUGUCAGACAGUCAAUGGUAAAGAUCUGGAUGGGACGCUUAUGCCAAAGGAAGCGUAUGAAAUAUUCGCAAUCUCUCCUGAAGAAGAACGUAUCGUGUGUACCCGUUGUCGAGAAGAAGCUGCUAAACUUUACAAGGAUAACCGUUGCUUUGGUAACCGAUGUUCGAACCAAAAGAAGCGAGCGAAUCGUGUCAAUCGCAACAUUCCUCUCGACCUUGCUGAUUUUCCAGUACGGACACGAGCCUUUCUAAUGGACAAACUCGGAUCGAUUCGAGUCGCUGUCAAAUUCUGUACCCCCUGCAAAAACGCGCUCACUCGCUGGAUUGCUGAUAUUAACAACAAAGAAGAAUAUAUCAUGAACGAACUGUUGAAUUAUGAAGGACAAGUUGGAUGGACUGAUGAAGAAAAAACAAAGUUGGUAACACUGAUCAAUGCAUCGGCAACUCUUGAUUGGGAUACUAUCUCAUUGGGAAUGAAUCGUCGCCCAAACGAAUGCAAAAUGCAAUACGAUGAGUUGAAUGGAGUGAAGCAACAACCAUUAUUGGAAGAACUUGAUGAUGAAGACCCUAUAACAGAUGAAGUGGGCGACUCGUCAUCUGCCAAACCAACUCCUACGACGGGCAAUCGGCGAAGUGGUCUAGCAAGGAGUGCGAAAAGAGCUCCUCGACAACCUCGUGUCCCGCGCUCCACGAAUCGGAGAACCGCUGGAGCUAUCACACGAGCUCAGGCUGUUCCUAAGUUAGUGGAAGAUCUCGGAGAUGAAAUUGAGUUGGAUGAUGAAGAGGGUAGUAACGGUAGUAACGAAAAGGGAUCUAAAGCUCCAAGCGAGAUGCGAGAUGCCUCGCCCGGGGAAAACAUGGAAGUUGACUCACCAGAAGGACAAGACGAUCUGGAUAUAGUCGAUGAAGAGGAAGAAGAAGAAGUGACAAGAGAUAUUGACUCGCCUGUCAAAACAUUACUGUCUCCGAAGAUUCUAUCCCAUAAACCUGAAUUUUCAUUACCACGAAUUCAGAAACCAUCAAUUUCUCAUCCCGUCGAGCCAAUGCCGUCCUCUCAAAAAGACGAUUCUGAAGAAGAUGAAGAGGAGGAGGAAGAAGAUGAAGACGAAGAUGACGAAGACGGAGACGAUACCCAGGAAAUCGAUGUCGACGAGCCUCCAGCAAAACGUCCCACUCCCACCUCUUCUUCGUCGCAUCUCAUUGGCUCCAGCAGCCUCGGAGGCGGUGGCGACGGAGUACAUGAGCUGGGUGGGCGUGGUUUCAUCCAACAACAGCAGCAGCCACAAAGUGCCGCGCCCCCAGUGACCGUCACAACAGCCUCUGCAACAGCGCACAGACACGUCGACUCCACGUCCCCCUCUCCCUCUGUUGCCUCUCAGCUAGUACCACCGACAGAAACGAAAGAAUCAGUUCCUUCGCUCGUCGUGCCUGUGGCACAACACGCGCCCACCGUUGCCAUCUCGGGAAUGGUAGCGCCCACAGCUGCAUCUCAAGCUGUCCCAUCACCUGUGCCUAUUGCGCAACCGAUUCCUCUCAUUCCGCCGAGAGAGAACACUACCCCACAAAUUCUAACACCGACUCCACUACGGCCUACCGCAUCCUCAACUCCAUCUAAUCAAGUGAACAUGCAGAGCAAUUUGGAUAUUAAUAUGCUGAAUAUGCUCAAUCAGCAUCCUAACGGGCAACAGUUAUUGGCCAUGAUCAUACAGCAACAACAGACCCAACAAGCGCAACUAGCCCAGCAAGCGCAACAGGCUCAACAGGCGCAACAGGCCCAACAAGCCCAACAAGCCCAAAAAGCCCAACAAGCUCAACAGGCUCAAAUAAUCCAACAGAUGCAACUUCAAGCCGCGUUCCAACAAGCACAAGCUCAAUCUCAAGUUCAACCACAAGGAAGUAUCACUUCUGGUACACCGUUCCAGGCUCAACAACAGAAAGAGCUGAACGAAGCACUUCUUAAGUUGGCGGCUCAAGCGCAGUUACCGAUUGGCGCAAACCCAGAAAUGGUCAAGAAUUUCUUGAAUCCUCAACAUCCAUUGUUUGCGCAUCAGCAGGCAGCACUACAACUCCAGCAACAACAACAGAAUGCACAUCAGCAGCAACUAUUGCAGCAUCUUUAUCAGCAGAUUCAUCAAGCCCAAACCCAAGCUCAUGUUCAAGCUCAACAAGCCGCUCAGGCCCAGGUUCAAGCUCAAGCUCAAGCACAACAAGCCGCCCAGGCCCAAGCUCAAGCCCAAGCCCAAGCUGCUGAGAAGGCAAAGCAAGCACAAUUGCAAAAGAACCGUGAAGCGCAACUGAAAGCAGUUCAAGCCCAGUUCAAUCUGAAUCGAUCGAGUGUUCAAAUGCCAAUCGGAAUCAACAUAGCAUACCAUCAGUCACUUGCACCCUCAGUUGAACCAUCUUCUAGUGUCACCCCACCUGUGCACAGACCAAGAGCUUCGACUACAAGCAGUGUCAAACCGAUGAGACCCAAUGUACAGGAAGCAGAGCUGAAAAGUUUGAGAGAACAACUUGUUAUGAGAUUGAGAUUUAUCAAAGAGGCAAUGGCGGAGGACAAGAAAAUUUCUGCGGAUUCCGAUCAAUUGCGUACAUUGUUCUCUCAGAAUACUCAGAAUACUCAACUUCAAAAUAAUGAGGUCUUCAAAAUUCUACAGACAAGACUCGAACAGAGCAAUGCGAGAAGAGCAGAAAUUCAAAAAAAUAUGAACGAGCCUCUGCGAUUUGUCGAAGAACUUAUGUCAAAGUACCAAGAUCUAAAUAUCUUUUCGCUGGAUCAAAACGAUCGGGAGACCGUUGCUCUCUUGGGAACCAGGUUCCUCGAAACUAAGAAGAUGCAGCAGAAUGCGGCACAACAGCAAAAAGCGCAUCAGACCAAUUUGACUGCUCACCGUGCAAACCCGAUUGGAAUAAACAGAGAGUAUCCAGCACAGCAGUCGCAAUCUGCUGCCAUAAUUCAGCAACAACAACAUCAACAGCUCCUACAGCAACAGCAUGCUCUGCAACACCAACAGCACCAGCUUAAUGUUCAAGUUUCGUCACAAAAAAGAAAGCUGGAAACGAAUUCAACAGCCCAAAAACGAAAUGGUGCAUCUCACGCGUCGAGUGCUCAGCCUUCUCCAGUUAUCCCGAUCUCAUCUGUUCAUACGACACAAUCACUACCUCUCCCAUAUCCUGCUGGACUUUUACCUCAAGAUCUGGCAGCAUAUCAGAAUAAAUCGGUUUGUGUGAAUUUCCCAACAAUACCCAAAGCAUCUGAGCGGGAUCGACAACUUCAAGAGCAACAACAGAAAAUACUGCAACAACAAUUGGCAAUGAAUCUACAUCAAAUGCAGCAAAAGCAAACAGCUCAACAAGAAACAAAAUCGAAGCGGAAGUCUGGAAUCGAGAGUAUCACAAGUAUGCAGGCAGCUGCACCCCAUAGACAUGCAUUGGCUGGUCCUUCUACUUCACGAAUCCAAGGGGCAAGGGGAGUCAGCCCAGCACUUUCUGUCUCAAGAAUUGCUCCCCAAACAACUAGUGCUGGUCGUAGUAUAACUGCUGGAACAUCGGGACAUCCGUUGGGUUCGGAAGCGGUUAAUAAGAAUGCUGGAGACAUAGUGAAGGAACUUGCUAAAUCGGCUCAACAACACUUUUUACAAGCUAAACUUCAAGCGAACAACUCGAACGCUGUUUCUCCUGCUAAUACGAACAAUUCGGACGAUAUCGAAGUUGUCUGGGAAGGGCAGUCGGCAAAACCAGCUCCAAAGAAGAUACAGCGGCUUGAACCACUCUGCAGACCAACAUCUGCUAAAGGGUACCUUAUGGCGAAGCAUUUGGGUGUUGAUUAUUCUCUUCGUCUCACUAAAGUUCCUGAAGUGAAUACGGUUGAAGAAGCUAAAGAAUGUCUGGCAUUGAUACUUGCCAACGAAGCCAGCGAGCCAGCAAUCGAAAAGACAGUAACUGGUUUAGUCAGCAAAGGUGAGAAUGCUGCGGCGGCAAAUGGAACAGAAGUCAACUACAUGGAAAUCUACAAGGAAGCAGCCAGACUUGACGAGAGGCGUUAUGAAGAAUUUUGCAAAUUGAACCAAGAUGCUUCUAUGCAAGCCAGGAUACAGCAGCUGAACCUCAAUCCAAACUGCAUCCAGCAAUAUCUACGGCAACCGAACAUUCAAAAGAUGAUGGCUGAACAGAAUCUGCAAUUUUCUCAACUGUCGAAGCCAGCUCAGCCAGGGCAGCAACCAAAUCAAUCAAACAAACAGGAAGCAUAUGACAAAAAGUUUCAACUUCUCACGUUUCCCCAAGAAGUGAUUCGUCCAAUCCCAACAACUGCCAACAUGUUUGCAAACCCUCUACCUUCCACCUCUACAUCAACAGUGACGUCUUCUGCAUCCGCUCCUCAGCUCCCACAAACCUCUGUGCCACUUUCAACCGGAAUUCCAGUGACAGCCACUCCUCACGCGAUUCCUUCUCCAUCGGUAGCUAUUCAAACUGUUCCACCCGUUCCACAAGCUGCACCUGCGAUUCCUGCAAAACCGUCGUCUGUAAAUUCGAGAUUAUCCAAUGGGUUCUCUGGCGACGAUGAGAGUCGAAUGAAUCAUUUGGCUGCAAACAGACAACCACCUGCUCCUGGAGACAGAACGAAAUAUCGUUCAAUAAUUGAUUUCCGUGCAACCGGAGAGGUAGAUUUCGAACACAAACAAAUCAAGUUCCCACUUGCUGAUCAACCCCAGAAUACACUUCCGAAGAUAACUUCUUACACGAAACCUCUCAGAAAUCUAGUCUAUGAAGAUUUAUCAGAUGAUGAAUAG